CAGCACGCCGAGUGACGCGCACGUGUAUCGCGCGGUGUGGCGUGCGUAUAGCGGGGCGAGAAAGUUUCGGUCGUUAUCAAUCUCCGCCGAUCGCUGGACUGCUGGAAGUGCUCGUCGUUCUCGGUGAUCUCGUCGCGGGCGACUGGCUGUGAGAGGUAAUCGGGCUGGUGGACGAGGCAGGAGUAGAGCGAUAGGCGGGUCAGCUCUCUCUCUCGACGGCUGAGAGCCGAGAACGCUGAAUGAUGCCCGCGAACAAGUCGAAUCUGUCAACGCCCCGCAAAGAGAAGUCCGGCAACGGCCUGGUCGCCGCGUCCACCGUCGCCGCUAACGCCGCCGCCAAGAAAAAGAAGCGCUCGUCCUGCGUUAAGCAUAAAAAACAUUGCAAGCAAUACCUGCAGCUUCAUUCGGAAUACAGGAGCACGUACACAUGGCACGAGUACACGGGACCGCAUCAAGAGCAUACGGUUGUGCGACGCGCGCCGCAACCGCCACCAUCGACGAAGCAACCGAGCGCGAAGCUACAAUCGGCCAAGUCAACCGAGGAUGAGAACAGCGAAGGGCCGACUCUGGAGCCGCCGUUGCCCAGACGAAAGAAAUAUCCGGAGCUCGCUUACAAGACACACGAAUUCAUCACCGCGGCGGACGGCGGUGGCAUCGAUGCCGUCGACUCGAACGUCGUAGCUGACAAAGUCCGGGAGGUUACAGCGACAUCGGCACUGCCACCGAGUCAGCUCAGCAAGGCGAUAUCUCGUAUCAGCACCGAGUACCGGCUGCAGUUCGCUUGGCCUAGGAGACCGCAGUUGACGAAUGGCGAGACCCUGGCGCCGGUUCCUGCGGCGGGUGGUCCUACGGGCACCGCGGGCCCGCCGAGGAAGUCUCUCAGCAUGGGGGCUCUUAAACAGGGCAUGGCGCCCAGCGGACCCGCUCCGGUUCAUAAGAAGCGGCCCGGCGACUUCGAUCACAAGCGCGACGGGGUCCAAGCGUCCGAACUGGAACCACUGGUGGGCGGUACCGGGACGGACACGAUCGACGGCACGGUACCGGAAGGCGACGAGCGCGAGGAGGAUCUGUCGGAUUUGAAAAUAACUUUCAGGGGUAAAAGGUCCGAUAGAACGGUGCGGAUAUCGGACGAUAAGGGGCCGGGCAAAUCGCAGGCGAAACCAUUUCCCACGGCGGAGGUGAUCGAGCUCCGGCGACUCGCUGACGAGUACAAGCAUCGUGACUGGGGUUGCGGUCUGGCGGCCGAGGACGAGGCUUCACUGUGGAAACGAGUCUCCAGUAACCAUGCGCUCAACGCCCUAUCCCUUGCCAGAUCGGUCACCAAGGAGGAGAAGGAGAAGGAGAACACGAGGAAGGUAGCACCGAUCGCCACGAUGGUGACUAUGCCGCCGGCAGGUCGACCGUCUUCGGUGCAGGCCAGACCGAUUCAUGGGAUAUUGCAGGACGACAUCAAAGCGGAUAAUGAUCGAGCCAUCGCUCGCGCAAGAAAGGAUUUCUUGAUCCGCCACCAUCUCGAUCGUACCACCGGUGUAGGUGAUGGCGCACUGCUUCCCUCUCCGACGAGAGAGAAGCUGGAGCCCGUUAUCCCACGACGGCGCGAGGACACCAAGGAGCAUCGGGACGAGAUCCAGCCGCGAACCAAGUCCAGUCCGAAGAACAGUCCGCGAACCGGACGCUCGCAGAGCCUCGGACCGACCGUGACCGAUCGCAGAUCGCCUAAACGUCAGCCUCCGCGUGCGCCGUCCGUCAUGAAGGACGCCAAGUUUGCCAAGGAGAAGGAAAAGGAAACGAAGGACAAGGAGAAGGAGCAGAAGGAGAGGAGCGGUGAGCCCGAAAGGCAUCCACGACCGAGAGUGGCAGCGGGUGUUUCAGCCGCGACGGGCCCGAGCCGCGUCCGCUGGAGCAUACGAGAACCCUCGACGGUUACCUCGGCGACUGGUUUGUCGACGGGUGUGCCGCCUAUACCACCGUUACCGCCGCCACCCCCGGGCCCAGGGCCUGCUCCGCUCCACAGGAGGCCCCCGCAAGCCCAUCGCAAAUCCUUCCUCGCGACCACCGCUCCUCCCCAUCGCCCUCUUCAUCACGCCAAAUCCACUACUACCGCCAUCACCACUACCACCACCAUAACCACCACCACCAACACCACCGUCACUACCGCUAACACUAGCGCAAGUACCGCCGUAAAACCCCCGAUAAAGCAUUCGGUUCAUACGACCGUCCAUCACCUACCUACGUCGGGCGCUGCCGCUGCGGCCAGGCCGGAGCGUGUUAAAGAUUUAAGCCGGUGCCAAGGUGCGAACGAGGCUCAGGCAAAAUUGGCCCGCGGGCAUCCAGCAGCUGCGGCUGCAGCCGCCGGCGAUGAUCCAUCCAAAUCAUCCUCCGAUAGUCGAUCCGCGUCAAAUCGAGCCGCUACUGCCGCCCAAGCUAUGACGGCCGAGCCGCAGGUAAACGGGGAUGUCACCGGCGGGGACUCGAGCGUCGCGUCGACGCCGCCGUCGCAGACAACGCAGGCACCAGCGCCUGCCACGGCAAGUCCGUGGCUGGACGACGAGCCGGUGGUAAAAAGCCCGCCGGAGCCGACCAGGGUAAAGUCGCCGGAGCAGAUGAUCAUGCGCUCGCCGGAGCCCGUAAACUGGACCGUGCCUCUCGACACCGGCAAGACCUUCACCGUUACGCAAAACGUCCGAGAGGAGCCCCUAACGCGUCCGCAUAGCGAGGCGAAGACGUGGGCACCGUCGUCGGUACCAUCGGCGCCGCAGUCGGCACCGCCGGAGCUCGCGGCACAGCACAAAUCGCAGCACUCCCAGCACUCCGGUUACAAGUCGCCCGAGAGCGAGAGCGUUUCGCUCGGUAGUUUUAGCGGCAUCAACGGACAUAAGGAUCUGGACUCGGAAAGGGACAGCCCAUUACCCACGACCGCUCCGGACACACUCACGAAGAGAGAAAAGGAGGUCGCCGACACCGCCGAAGAGACCAAGGAACGGCAAAGCCCAGAGCCGUCGAUAAAACCGGUGGCGGGCACGUACCUGAGAUGUCUGGAGGAUCCGAUGUUCGAGCUCGAGAGAAAGAAACAGGAAAGCGGCCGCCUGCCGACUACCACGACUGCGCCGAUGACGACGUCGAUGACUACGACGACGACGACGACGACGACGACAACGGCGCCGUCACCCGCGCCGCAACAGAGUUAUCGUGUUCUCGAGGCCGAGUCGCCCCAGACUGGUGGUGGUGGUGGUACCGCGGGCGCCGGAGACACCCCGGUUACCACCGGCAGCACCGCGGGCGGUUAUCACGUGUUAGAAGCGUCUCCGGUAGUGCCAGGCUCGGCGCAGCGUUCGGCAGCGAGCGACGUUCUAGAGAAAGCGCGAAAUCGCUUCGACAAGUUUUGGGGAAAGGGCAACAACGACACGGAGAAUUAGAGACAUCGCGUCCUUGAAACUGCGGGAAAUGGCAAGUGGUAAAAGAAGAGGAGGAGAAGAAGGAGGAAGAGGAAGAGAGGAAGGAGAAGUAGGAAGACGCUCCGACGGAUUCCACAUUCCCGUUGAAGGAUCCCUCGUCCCGGCAAGACGGAGUGACUCUUUUCGGGAGAGAGAAAGAGAGA
Messenger RNA from Harpegnathos saltator (Jerdon's jumping ant), 3598 nucleotides. RefSeq names its product mucin-5AC. The coding region runs from base 240 to 3416 and encodes 1058 amino acids. Gene Ontology annotation, molecular function: microtubule binding. The transcript has 17 exons. The record is from RefSeq and is a predicted model, not a curated record. Gene Ontology annotation, biological process: negative regulation of centriole replication. Lineage: Eukaryota; Metazoa; Arthropoda; Insecta; Hymenoptera; Formicidae.